Messenger RNA from Racocetra persica, 180 nucleotides. Lineage: Eukaryota; Fungi; Glomeromycota; Glomeromycetes; Diversisporales; Gigasporaceae. The record is from the annotation of a GenBank genome assembly.
UUGAAACCGAUGAAGUAAAUGCUACUGAUAUGAUAGAUUCAGUAUAUAUAGAUUUGUUAUGUAUAGAUUUAGCAUAUGUAGGUUUAACAUACAUAGAUUCAGUAGAUGUGGAUUUAGUAAAAGAUAAUAUAGCAGGUGCUAUAGAUGUAGCAGAUACUAAAGAUAUAGUAAGUGCUAAAG